AUGAGUGGUAUUUCCAACAAAGCCUCCAAAGAGGGUGAUGAUAUCAUUUACAAUUCUGAGGUAGAAGAAGAAAGGCUGCAUGAGCUCAACGCCGACGCCAGGAGCGAGGUCAAACAAAAAGACAUCCCGGAGACCCCUCCAACCGAAAGUACAGAGGUUGGCCACAAAAAGUCAGCGUUGGACAAAACGAAGGACGUAUUCCACAGACAAGCACGGCGUGCCGAACGUGGCCCUUAG
This is a messenger RNA of Penicillium waksmanii, 237 nucleotides long. RefSeq lists its product as uncharacterized. The record is from RefSeq and is a predicted model, not a curated record. The coding region runs from base 1 to 237 and encodes 78 amino acids. Lineage: Eukaryota; Fungi; Ascomycota; Eurotiomycetes; Eurotiales; Aspergillaceae. The transcript has 2 exons.